CUCAACUAAUGAGAGCCUUUGGGGGCGGGACUAAGACUGAAGUGAACUUGAAUCGGUGUAAAUGUGUCCUGGAUAUAUAUGUCUUUAUAUAUAUACAUAUAUGGGUGUACAUAUAUCUAUAUAGACUCAUAAUGUAUGUGUGUUUACAUUUAUAAAUGUAAACGUACAGUACCGGUCAAGACACACGUCAAGACACACGUUCCUAUUCAAUUGAAUGAGAAAUUGUGUAUAUGCACAUGUACACACACACAUCUCUCUCUCUGUAUAUAAACAUACAUCCAUAAGCCCCCUGGUGGCCGAGCUGUUUCACUGCACCGAGGUCAGAGGAGUCAAUAGGUGACCUGACCUCGUGCUUCUCAGAUAGAUGGUUUGCGUGUUGCACAGAAGCCGACCCUGUAAAACAAACACAUGUGUUUCACAGGUGAUACUUGAGUAUAAAGUACCUGUUGUAUCAGGAAGAUGCAGCUGCUGUUUUCAUGGUCCUGUGCUCAGGUGUUUUCUCCUUCUCUCCUCAGAGGCUGGUGGAUGUGGAGAAGGUGGAGGAGCAAGGAGACUGUCCUCCCCCCUGCAGGACUCUCCCAAAACUCUGCCCCAUCCCACUAAAUCUGAUGGUCUCCACAGAUCUGGGAGGAACCCCAGUGACCCCCCAGCUGACAGAGGUGAGAUCGGUCAGGACCAGUCAGCUCCAAUCAGGAGCGAUCAGGUGUCCCGGCUCAGACUUGGUCUCCCUGCUUGUUCCCACGUUUAGAGUCUGAGGAAGGUUCUGUUCGGUGGAACGUUUCACGUCUUCAACUACGAGUGGAGGAAAUCCUUCUUUCAGUUCAGAGAGCCCAACUCUGAGGUUUCGUACGCUCUGGAGACGGACCACGUGAGGUUCUACUACCGUGGUGCGGCUGUUCUACAUGUCAGCCCCUCCGGGGAGGUCUCACCUGGUCAGGUGUGUGUUUCAGGGCGGGGCUAAAGCCAUUCAGACGGUGGUCCAGGCCCGGAUCAUUAAAUACUUGCUGUUCCUCCGGCAGAGCGGUUCAGAAGGACAGACGCUGCACAGACUCACUGUUGGACAGAAGGAGCAGGACGCAGCUUUGGCAACAGCCCUUGCCGACAGCCUCUGGUUGGCUGGCCAAGAGAUCAAAGCCACCGUCACCUUGGUAACCCAAGAAUACUGCAUCACACCUUACCUGGACUACAAGCUGGACAACUUCACAGAGAGGUUGCAGCUGUUUACGUUUAACACAAAGGAAGAUGUGGAGAAGUUCAUCCUGGAUCACAUUCAGUGUUUCACAGAGGAGGGGAGUCAUGGAGUCAUCCUGUUCCUGUACAGCCUCAUCUGUUCCCGCACAGUCGACAGGCUGAAGGAGGACCUGGACUCCACCACCUCCCUGCUGUCCCUCAGUGUGGGAAACUUUGUAUGCCGUCAGGCCCUGCUGAACCUGCUGUUGACAGGGAAGGCCAGUCCCAAUGUCUUCAACGGGAUUCAGCCCCUUGGGGAGGACGGACGUCCUCUGGAGCGUCCCCUGCAGGGCCUCCUGUCACGAGGAGAUGUUGGAUAUCUCCACUGGAGCCGGGAGCAGAUGGAAAGAGGAAGACUCCCGCAGGUGGGCAGCAUGUUGAAGACCCCCCGGUACCCCGUGUGGGUCUGCUGCAUCAACAGCAGCUUCUCGGUGCUGUUCGGUCUGAACCGCUCGCUGCUCUCUGAUUGGAGGAUGGAGCACCGGUUCCAUCUUUUCUACUUCAGGGGGCGGAGCUCCCAGACGACCACGACCCGGCUGACUGUGGAUACUCACUCUCACCACUGGGAGGCCCCCUUCAGGGACUCAGAGGAGAACCCGGAGACCAGGAGCUCGUCUCUGGAGAUGACCAUCAGGACCAAGUGGGACGGGGCCGCCAUCGACUGGGCCGGCAUAGUGCCCUACUACUGACACACCUGAUCCAGUCUGGACCCCUCGGGACCAGGGGGGAGGGGGGUCUGUGACACCUGAUUCCCUGCGUGCAUUAAAGAUUCCUCACCUGGUCCGGGGUCCUGUGC
Messenger RNA from Pungitius pungitius (ninespine stickleback), 2026 nucleotides. RefSeq names its product MINDY family member 4B (gene mindy4b). Lineage: Eukaryota; Metazoa; Chordata; Actinopteri; Perciformes; Gasterosteidae. The record is from RefSeq and is a predicted model, not a curated record. The coding region runs from base 903 to 1919 and encodes 338 amino acids. The transcript is spliced from 8 exons. Gene Ontology annotation, molecular function: K48-linked deubiquitinase activity; cysteine-type deubiquitinase activity. Gene Ontology annotation, biological process: protein K48-linked deubiquitination.